AUGCCGGUCACCAAUUUCGCGCACAAAGAUCCCUACACCUACCAGGUCGGCUUCAACUCACACCAGGAGAGUGAAGCUCUCGCAGGAGCUCUACCGAUCGGCCAAAACUCUCCACAAAAGGCUCCCUAUGGGCUAUACACGGAAAAACUGUCCGGAACAUCUUUCACUGCUCCCCGCCAUGAGAACAAACAGACCUGGGUCUACAGAAUCAUUCCUGCGGCGUCUCAUCAGGCCUUUGCUGCCGAGCCCGUCGAUGCCUAUCGCGCAGGGGGGAUGCCGAAGCUGCGUUGGAAUCCCUUUGAUGUCGACGAAUCGGUGGACUGGGUCCACGGUCUGCAUCUCAUUGCUGGUGCUGGAGAUGCCACUCUAAAACAGGGUCUUGGGAUUCUAGUCUACUCCGCAGGAAAGAACAUGGCCAAGGAAGAGGCCUUCUACUCUGCUGACGGCGAAUUCCUUAUUGUUCCCCAACAUGGGGUACUCGACAUCCAGACAGAGCUUGGCCGACUCUUUGUUCGGCCAAAUGAGGUUUGUGUGAUUCCCCGUGGUAUCAGGUACCGCGUGGAACUUCCAGCUGGCCCUGUGAGGGGGUAUAUCUGCGAGCUCUAUCAAGGUCACUUCCAGUUACCGGAGCUGGGCCCAAUUGGCUCCAACUGUCUGGCGAAUUCUCGCGACUUCCAGUCACCUGUUGCUUUUUAUGAUGACGCCUCUGUCGAAAGCAACAGAAAAUUCCUCUUACGCUCCAAAUUCAAUCACCGAAUGUAUUCAGCGGUGCAGGACCACACGCCCUUCGACAUCGUGGCCUGGCAGGGCAAGUACUACCCAUACAAAUACGACCUCGCAAGAUUCAAUCCGAUGGGGUCUAUCUCCUUUGACCACCCUGAUCCCUCUAUCUACACCGUCCUAACAGCCCCAUCGGACCACCCCGGCACCGCUAUUUGCGAUUUUGGAAUCUUCCCACCACGCUGGCUUGUUGCGGAGGACACCUUCCGGCCGCCAUGGUACCACCGCAAUGUCAUGUCCGAAUUCAUGGGCUUGAUCUGCGGUACCUAUGAUGCGAAAACUGAUGGUGGCUUCCAGCCCGCCGGAGCUAGCCUUCACAACAUAAUGAGCGGUCAUGGCCCCGAUUCCGAUGCCUUUGAAAAGGCAAGCAACAUGGAACUUGAGCCAGUGAAAGUCGGAGAGGGAAGCAUGGCCUUCAUGUUUGAAAGUGCCUUUAUGCUUGGGGUGACAGAGUGGGGGCUCCAAACCUGCGAAAAAAUCCAGGAGAAUUAUAAUGAUAUCACCUGGCGCCCGUUAAAAAGGCACUUCCAGGCACCUUGA
Penicillium longicatenatum is the source of this 1320-nucleotide messenger RNA. RefSeq names its product homogentisate 1-2-dioxygenase. Lineage: Eukaryota; Fungi; Ascomycota; Eurotiomycetes; Eurotiales; Aspergillaceae. The transcript is spliced from 5 exons. Gene Ontology annotation, biological process: L-phenylalanine catabolic process. Gene Ontology annotation, cellular component: cytoplasm. The record is from RefSeq and is a predicted model, not a curated record. Gene Ontology annotation, molecular function: homogentisate 1,2-dioxygenase activity. Bases 1 to 1320 code for a protein of 439 amino acids.